UUAAUUACUUGUUUGUUUUCCCUUUAAUUCUAAGGCUCUACGUUUGCCAAAGCCAAGCCUGAAAUCCCCUGGACAUCACUAACUCGGAAAGGAAUUGUAAGAGUUGUAUUUUUUCCAUUAUUUAGCCAGUGGUGGAUACAAGUUACCUCCCAGCGUAUUUUUAUGUGGCUCCUGGUGCUCUACGUUAUGCAAGUCAUAGCAGUCGUGUUGUACUUCAUGAUGCCGGUUGUGAACGCAAGUGAAGUCCUGGGACCGAUGUGCCUUAUGCUGCUGAUGGGGACUGUGCACUGUCAGAUCGUGUCCACCCAGAUCAGCAAACCUGCAGGAGCCAAUGGGCUCAGCAGGCGGAGGAGGAAGCUACGCAAAUCUGUGGGUGUCGAUGGGAACUGUUGGUCUUCUCCUGACAAAAACAGUAAAGAAGAGGAGUCUGAAUCUGCAUCUAUUCUUAAUUUAUUUAACAUGCUUUUCCGAAGGAGAAUUAGAAGAAUAAAGUUGGUAGCUGAGAAAGGGACUGAGACAGAAAAUGGUGUGAAUGCUGUGGAUAACAGCAUUAAACACAGACAUGGCAGAUCUGAAUCCAGGCUGUUACACUUCAAAGAGAAAAAUAAACUUUCCGAUGGGGAAAAGAGCCAUCAGGAUGACUGUGCCAACACAGGGGGCGUCUCUGAGGAGCUUUCGAGUGAGGAGGAUGCUGAAGCCAUGGCACAAAGGGUCUUGUUACACCAGAACAUGGAAGGGGCUUCCAGUGACAAUAGCUACGAGGAGGAGAGGAGGCCUCUUCUUUCUCUGCACCAGGCUGUCUCACAGGUCAAGAAAGCCCUGGAAGGUGCCAGAGACUCUGACAGUGUCGUGGAAUCCGAACUGGAAUCCACACUGUCUAUCCAGGACUCGAGGUCCUGCGCCAGCUUGAGGUCCCGGAGCUGCAGCAUGACCCGGCGCGACUCGGAAAGCACUCGCCAUGACUCCGAGACAGAGGACAUGCUCUGGGAUGAUCUGCUGCACGGGCCGGAGUGCCGUUCGUCCUGCACCAGCGACAGCGAGGACACGGCUGUGAGAGGGGCCAGGCGGGAUCUGAAGGACGACGUUUUCCAGCAGAACCAUUUGUUUUGGCUGCAGAAUACAAGUCCAGCGUCUGCCAAAGUGAGCGCGCUGAUCUGGGAGGGGAAUGACUGCAAGAAGGUGGACAUGUCUGUGCUGGAGAUCAGUGGGAUUAUCAUGAGCAGGGUUAAUGCCUACCAGCAAGGAGUGGGGUAUCAGAUGCUGGGAAACAUCAUUACCAUUGGAUUAGCGUCCCUGCCGUUCCUCUACAGACUGUUCCGCGCGGAUAACCUGGAGCAACUCUGCUCCUUCUCUCUAAAGGAGCUUUUGCACAUCUUCUGUGGAGCUCCUGUGAGCACUCCCGUUAUUGUUCUGUCUGUGAUCAACUUCCUUGAAAGACUUUGCUUAACCUGGAUAUUUUUCUUCAUGAUGUGUGUUGCCGAGAGAACGUACAAACAGAGGUUUUUGUUUGCCAAGCUUUUCAGUCACAUUACAUCUGCUCGGAAAGCCAGGAAAUACGAGAUUCCUCACUUCAGACUCAAGAAGGUAGAAAACAUUAAGAUCUGGUUAUCCCUUCGUUCCUAUCUAAAGAGGCGAGGCCCCCAGCGAUCCGUGGACGUUGUCGUGUCGUCCAUUUUUUUAUUGGCUCUUUCAAUUGCUUUUAUAUGCUGUGCCCAGGUUCUUAAGGGUCACAAAACAUUUCUGAAUGCAGCUUACAACUGGGAGUUCCUAAUCUGGGAGGCAGCACUUCUUCUCUUUUUACUGCGUCUGGCAUCUUUGGGCUCCGAAACCAACAAGAAAUACAGUAAUAUUUCAAUCUUGCUCACUGAGCAGAUAAACUUAUACCUAAAGAUGGAGAAGAAGCCAAACAAGAAAGAACAGCUCUCCCUAGUAAACAAUGUUUUGAAACUAUCGACAAAGCUACUGAAGGAGUUAGAUACUCCAUUCAGGCUGUACGGACUGACCAUGAAUCCAUUAAUCUACAACAUCACACGCGUUGUCAUUCUCUCUGCUGUCUCAGGUGUUAUCAGUGAUCUUCUAGGAUUCAACAUCAGAUUAUGGAAAAUUAAACCCUGA
This is a messenger RNA of Apaloderma vittatum (bar-tailed trogon), 2115 nucleotides long. It is a transcript of the gene PHTF1, whose product is annotated as putative homeodomain transcription factor 1. The record is from RefSeq and is a predicted model, not a curated record. The transcript has 15 exons. The annotation marks the transcript as partial. Gene Ontology annotation, cellular component: endoplasmic reticulum. Lineage: Eukaryota; Metazoa; Chordata; Aves; Trogoniformes; Trogonidae.